CCCAACAACAAUAAAAAAAUUAAAAAAAAAUACAAAUCUGCGUCCUCUGUCUUUGAUACAAAUCUAUAGCGAGGCUCACCCAAACCCUAGAUCUAACCCCAGCCGUCAGAUCAGAUCAAUGGGGCGAUCUCUUCUGGACCGUUGGAAUCUUAGGAGACAGCAAUGGUGGAGGUAGAAAUCGCAUUUGUGGGUAUCCAGAAGAGGCGUGAAGAUUAUUGUCUCGAGUUUGGGUGUGUGUUUUUUUCAUAUUGAUGGCCAAUAAUUCGAAUUUCCUCUAGCUAUUUUUUGUUAUUUCGGUGAUGUGUGAUUUGGUCGCGCGUACGGGUCGGCUCCAGCAGCGGUACGAGGAUGGCUCGCGUCUCGUAGCCGGGUGUGUUCCGUUUAGGUAUAUAAACUCUGACGAAGAUGGUAAUUCUGAAUCUGGGAAAGUGGUUCAAGUGUUGAUGAUCAGCUCAUCUAGUGGACCGGGACUUUUGUUUCCCAAGGGAGGAUGGGAGAAUGAUGAGACAGUGAAAGAGGCUGCAGUAAGGGAAGCAGUUGAAGAAGCAGGAGUCCGUGGGAUUUUAAUGGGUUUCUUGGGAGAUUAUGAGUUCAAGAGCAAAACACACCAAGAUGAGUUUAGCCCGGAAGGUUUGUGUAAAGCGGCAAUGUACGCGUUGUAUGUGAAGGAAGAGCUAGAGACGUGGCCGGAACAGAAGACAAGAACAAGGACAUGGCUGACAAUCGAAGAAGCUGUAGAGAGUUGCAGGCACGCAUGGAUGAAGGAUGCGCUGGUGGAAGGAUUCUGUAAAUGGCAUAAGGAGAAGAUGGUGAAAGGAGAGGAGAUAGCAGAUGCGCAUGGAGGAGAAGCUUGCGACUCCGAAACAUAGGAGUUUCAAAACUUCAGUUGUUUUCCUCUUUCACAGUUGUCUUCAUCAUUUUCAAUAAUUCUGAAAAGAAAGACAGCUCUUAACAAUUGUGUUUAAUAUCAUUCAUAAUUAAGAAGUUGUUUGCUUUUUUUGUUGGCGACGAAAUUGGGUGCUUGUAAACUCAGUUUUAAUAUUACUAUGAGCUUUUACA
Messenger RNA from Eutrema salsugineum, 1059 nucleotides. Its product is annotated as nudix hydrolase 16, mitochondrial. Bases 300 to 869 code for a protein of 189 amino acids. The transcript has 4 exons. Gene Ontology annotation, cellular component: nucleus; cytoplasm. Gene Ontology annotation, molecular function: pyrophosphatase activity. The record is from RefSeq and is a predicted model, not a curated record. Lineage: Eukaryota; Viridiplantae; Streptophyta; Magnoliopsida; Brassicales; Brassicaceae.